CUCCAAAAAAAAAAACGUCUUUUUAUUUCCUCGAAUCUCUUUUUGGGAAAUAGAGUGUUUAACUCCAAGGAGCGGUUCAAGUGCCAAACUCAGCAACAAUGAACAAGAGCGGGAUGGUGACGGAAAUCCGCACACAGAUCAGGAAAGAGCCGUUCGCCGGCAAAUACGAGCUGGCGGCGGGCAAAGAGCUGGGCAGGGGAAAGUUUGCCGUGGUGAAGAAGUGCACCGAGAAGGCAACAGGAAAGCCGUACGCUGCCAAGUUUCUGCGAAAGAGGCGGAAGGGAGCGGACUGCCGCAUGGACAUCUUAAACGAGAUAGCUGUGUUGGAGUUGGCCAAGGCUAACCCCUAUGUGGUGGGACUGCAUGAGGUCUACGAAACCAGCUCCGAAAUUAUCCUCGUUCUGGAGUGUGCCGCAGGAGGGGAGAUCUUCGACCAGUGCGUGGCCGAGGACGACGAGGCCUUCAAAGAGAAAGAUGUGAUCCGACUAGCCAAGCAGAUCCUUAACGGCGUCGCCUUCCUGCAUCGAAACAAUGUCGUCCAUCUGGAUCUGAAACCCCAGAACAUCUUGCUGACCAGUGCCAGACCCCUGGGGGACAUUCGCAUUGUGGACUUUGGCUUGUCUAGGAGGAUGGAGAAGAUCACAGAGGUCAGGGAGAUCCUGGGUACCCCAGAAUAUGUGGCACCAGAAAUCCUGAACUACGAACCCAUCAGCACCGCGACGGACAUGUGGAGCAUCGGGGUCCUGAUCUGCGUCAUGCUGACGGGCGAGUCUCCCUUUCUGGGUGAUGACAACCAGAAGACAUUCCUCAACAUCUCUCAAGUCAACAUAGACUAUUCAGAGGAAAUGUUUGAUAGGAUCUCCUCCCUGGCAGUUGACUUUAUCAAGUCCUUAUUGGUGAAAAACCCCAGGAAGAGAGCCACGGCAGAAGCAUGUCUCAAACAUCCCUGGCUGAACCCCCACCCCCUCUCCCAACCGCUCCUCCAGAAGAUGUUGGCCUUCUCGCUGGACGACAACGAGAUGAGCCAGUCGGAAUCGGAGCCCGAGAGCCCGGCUCACUCCCCGGAGCUGGGAUCGUUUGAGUCGUUCCUCAUGUGCCCGGGGCAGGGCGGGCUCAAGGCGGGCCUCGGCGCCUUCUCCUUCAGCGAGCCGCCCUUCCCCACGCGACCUGAGAUAAAGCAGGAGCUGAUAUGCUGACCCAUGUUUCACUCGUUGGUGAGGGACUAGAGGGAUUCAAACUCAACGGAGCAGAGGCUGGGAGCCGGCGAGGCUGCAGCUUCGAGGCCCCCGAUGUUCGACGGCUGCUUUAUGCCAAGCUGCCUUUACUGCUGUGAUGUCUUUGAGCUCAGCUGUUUGCGGCUUCGUACCUCUGGCUGUUUCUUUUUUUUUUUUUUUGUGACCGUGCUUUUGAACUGACUUGGAAAAGCUGCACAGGCGAAGCCUUCGAGGAAGGAUGAAGCGGAAAAGAGUGGGAGACGACAUAGAGAGACCUUGUUGCACGACUGCCUUAAAAGUGACAGAAAUGAACAAAGCUCGGCUGCACACUGUCUAGUUCACCCCCCCUGCACUGGUGUCUUUUUUACCUCUACGACCCGUCGGACUGGGCCGCGGCUCUUUCUUUCUUUUUCUUUCUUUCUUCACCCACCAGAAUGCCGUAUCUCCCAGUCGACUUGUACAUAACUUCUCUGUAACCGUUUGAAGACGGCAAAGAAUUGAAACUUGGGUCUAUUAAGAGAAGAAGAAAAAAAAGGAAAUGCAACAGAGGGCAGCACCUAUGCUGAAGCCAGACAUUAAAAUGUUUUUUUUUUUUUGUUUGUUUUUUUAAAUGUUUAUUUAUGUUUGCCUCAUAUUGCCUCGGCCCCUUAAUGUUCGAGCCACAUAAAUGCCCGAGUUUAAGUCUGACAUAGUAGCGUUCUUAUAUUUUAAGACAAUCUUGAGCACUUUUUCUUUAUUUUUUUGUUUUUGUUUGUUGGACUAAAAAGGCUCAUGAAGCAUAAUCCGCUGUUGCACAGUGUACUGUACAUAGAAGCUGUUCACCAUCCCUCUGUUUUUGCCACAUUACCUGAACAUGAUGUGCCACUUCUUUUGUUAAAUUCAGUUUAAACCUUAUGUGUUGGGCUAUUGCACAGGUUGCACAGGAUGUUUUGUACCUAUUUGGAAGGUUGCUACUGGGUUUCAAUGCUCUUUGUCCAAGAAAGAGGAAAGCUUAGAAGUUUCCAAGAGUUAUUUAAUGUGUUAUGAGACCGUAACAACGUGAUCUGUAUUUAUAGAAAUAUGUGGGUCCUGCCUUCAGAUUCUUGGUGAGAAUUUCUGAAACUUAAAGUACAAAUAUGUAUGUUGUGAGGGUUGGAAAAAAUGUUCUGCCAGUUGAUCAAUGUUCAGCAUCCAUAUAAUUCUUUUUUUUGCAAAGCAACUUUGACUUAUUCCUGUUGUUUUUCCUGCUCUUGAAUUUCAGGAAGGUUUGCACUUGUCCUUGUGGACAUAAUGUUAAUAUAAAUAUGUGUUUGUUUAUGGCAUGCAUUGCAAAAUGUACUAAGAAAAGAAAAAAAAAGAAAUAAUUACAUGUGCUUUUGUAUCAGA
Fundulus heteroclitus (mummichog) is the source of this 2579-nucleotide messenger RNA. RefSeq names its product serine/threonine kinase 17a like (gene stk17al). Gene Ontology annotation, cellular component: nucleus. NCBI's taxonomy places the organism in Eukaryota, Metazoa, Chordata, Actinopteri, Cyprinodontiformes, Fundulidae. Gene Ontology annotation, biological process: intracellular signal transduction; protein phosphorylation; positive regulation of apoptotic process. The transcript has 7 exons. Gene Ontology annotation, molecular function: protein serine/threonine kinase activity; ATP binding. The record is from RefSeq and is a predicted model, not a curated record. Bases 99 to 1196 code for a protein of 365 amino acids.